UUGUAUGUUUUGUAUGCUCUUUUUCGUCGGGACUUUUAUUUUGUUACUCAUUACUUCCCUCCAUUUUUAUUCUACUUUUAUUUUGUUUUGAUGUGGACCGGAAAGGGAGCAGUGGGACCAACACGGACCGGGAGAAAAUAUGGCGUUAGGUGAUGCCUGGAAACAGUUAUCUUGGUUUUAUUACCAAUAUUUGCUCGUAACGGCUCUCUAUAUGUUGGAGCCUUGGGAGAGAACUAUCUUCAAUUCUCUCCUGGUCACAGUGGCAGCGAUGGCCAUCUACACCGGUUAUGUGUUUAUGCCUCAGCACAUAAUGGCCAUAUUACACUAUUUUGAAGUGGUCCAGUGACGUCAUCAGUCGUGACCAUUGGGGGGGCUCGCGACCUCCACCUGGUGGCCGAAAAAUGAACUGCUUUAGAACUAUUCACUAGGAUGUCUGUGAUUGACUUCAAACGAGGACGUGUGUGUGUGUGUGUGUGUGUGUGUGUGUGUGUGUGUGUUGGAGACCGCCGCUGAGGAGUGUGUGAUUAAGGCCUGGCUAAUUAUGUGUGAAGAGCACAGUGUGCAACUGCAAAAGCACAUUCUGCCCUUGCUUGAAAUACAUCAUUUUAAGACACUUUUUUUGUUUUUUUAAAUAAUGCUUUAUUUAAUUUUCAUGACAGUGGUUUAUUCAGAUGCUAAGUAUUUUUUUGAUCUAAAUGUGUAUAUUUAAUUGUAUACAUAUUUGUAAAGUUUUAUAGAGAUGUAUUUUGGCUGACCUGAAAUGAUUUGUUUGCUAUAGUGGACUGAUGAAUUAGAUAUCUAUUUUUAUCAGACACUUGUGAGUCAUGCAGUAAAUAAUUACCUGCGCUGAUGUGAUGUCAUUGUUGAUACUUCAGACCUGUUUGCUCAGAGAGAAAAAAAACCCUGCUUAAAUAAACUCUUUCUUUAAUUGUUUGACAUGACUGAGGCAUAUAAUCUGCACAUGCUCAGUAAAAUUAUCUGUUUUACUUUGUGUGAAAGUAAAACAUAUUUUGAGGUAUGAAACUUAAUUUUUUUGGAUAAUGUUUUUCUUUUUUAUUUAAAGUUUUGAUGCAUUUGACUGUAAAUUUGUAUGUAUUUCAUCAGUAGGUAAAAUUAACCUGAAUAACGUGCUAUUAUUUUGCCAUUAGUUACGAAAUACUAGUUAUGAAAUAGAAAUUAUAUCCAUGAAUUAAAAGAUUAAAUCUUGAAGUUGUUUAAUAUUUUGUUGCUACAUUAUUAUGAUCAACAUGAUCCUGUAAUAAAGAUUUAAUCCCUUUC
This is a messenger RNA of Carassius auratus (goldfish), 1278 nucleotides long. Its product is annotated as serine palmitoyltransferase small subunit A. The coding region runs from base 140 to 346 and encodes 68 amino acids. Lineage: Eukaryota; Metazoa; Chordata; Actinopteri; Cypriniformes; Cyprinidae. The record is from RefSeq and is a predicted model, not a curated record. Gene Ontology annotation, cellular component: serine palmitoyltransferase complex. The transcript is spliced from 2 exons. Gene Ontology annotation, molecular function: serine C-palmitoyltransferase activity. Gene Ontology annotation, biological process: ceramide biosynthetic process.